GUUUGAACUUAGGUUCUUUUAGCUUCCUUAUUCACGAAUCACACCCACUCAUCUUCGUCGUCGACUCUUUCGGAUACUCUCGCCACCAUCGUCGGUAAGGGUUAAUUAUAACGCCGGUGAAGAAAAAUCCCGACAACGGUUACUCCGCCCUAGUUAUCGAUAAUCUCAACUAUCUAUUGGCCGUCUCCAAAUAAAUAGUGACUGUUUCUAGUGAGAUUGAUAGGAAGGCUUUAGACAAGCAUCUCAUCCAAGACUGGAGAUGGAGUUGGACCCAAAGAAGUUUGCUGAACUAUUGGUCAAAAUUGAAGCUGAAGGUGAUCAGUUCCUCCUAGCUCGAAAUCAGAUGGUGGAGAAUGACAAGGAGAGGAAUGCGAACAGAGAGGCUCUUACAGCACUUAGGAAGAUCGCUCGGACAACAAAGACUAGUGUUCCUUCUCCUUUCGAUUCUAUGAUGAAGGAUGUCCACGAGAGCUCAACCAAACCUUUGGUCCAAGAAGUUUGCUCGACGUGUGGAUCCCAUGACUCUAGUGAACCCACGUGGAUGGUUCUUCCUGGAGCUGAUCUUUUCGCUGCGGUCCCGUUUCAUGCUGUGCAUACAAUGCUGGAGAAAGAUGAAGUGAGAAUGGAAUUUGAAUCCAAGAAGUUGCAGAGCUUAGUGAAGGAGAAGGCUCUCUUUAUGUCGGAACUUGGGGCUCUUGCUGAUAGUAUUCCUCCAGGCGUUAUCAGAUCGCUGGUGGCGUUAGAAGACAAACCUUUGGUGAAAAUCUCCACAAGUUCAUUGAUCCAUUCAAAUCCUCAGCAGAGUCCGAUGAAUUCACAUCUCUUCCGCGUAAUCUGCGUACUCCAUUCGAUUAUCGCACUCACAAGUGGAACCCUGAUGAUGUUCUACACAGAGAAAGCUUCGAUCUUUGGGCACGGAAGCGACAUAGCAAACAAGCUCAAAGGAUCAACACCUCACGACGAGCUACUCAUCCAGAUCUCUCAGUCGUUCUCCGGUUUGCUUCUCUUUGCAAUCGGUUUGGUGCUUUUCAUGGUGUCCUUUGUGAAAGAUAGAGACUUCCACAGCUUCUUCGCCGGAGGUUCUGUGGUUCUCUAUCUGCUAAUGGCUCUGUGGAGAGUUAUGUUUGAGUGUAGGAUCGAAGAUCUCGCCUUUGAAUGCCCCAAGCAAGCCCUUGGAGAUAUUGCUCUGGCUGUCUCUUGGGUUUUCUUCCUCGUUUACACAUGGAGGGAGAAGUAUGAUUGAUGCUUUCUUCUUCUUCUUCUUCUCAAAGUUGUGGUGCAGAGGUAAUGAAAGGGCUUUGAUAGAAAGUGGAGAUCAAGAGAACCAGUAGCUUGUGGAAAGUGACAUGUUAUAGUCAAACCAUUGUCGGUUUCAUAGAUUCAGAAGUUCAAGUGUGAGAAAAAAAUGUGAUUUUUAUCGUUGAAAUACAGGAAUUGUCAAUGAAAAUUUGUUUUUUUUUUUGUUCAUAGCUGUGAAAGCACAUUCUGAAAUCUCUCGUAAUGUAAAUUUGUGUAAAUAAUUUGUUGUGGGAUUCUUAUUUGCGUGAAAGAAACUAUGUCUGUUUUUGGAAAGCGUUUCAACAUUUGGUGACUAAAUCACAUCCAAUGUUCAACAAAUUACAGCAGUUUCCAAUCAGAGAUAAGUUCAUCCUCUAAGAAUGGUAUGGUUCUAUGGACAAUCACAUUCAUAGGAGCUUCAACUCCAUUAUCAUCAUCAUCAUCUUCAACGCAGAUUGCAGCGUAAUGAGACGAAGCAGCCAAUUCCAUAAGCCUGAACUUCCAUUUUCUAAUUCUCUCCCCUGCCUCGCAAAGAUUGUAACUUUCUUUUGCUCCAGCCUCAGCUUUGAUGAUCGUAAAGGUAUUGAAAGGUGAAGCAGAGAAGCCUUUUCCUAAAGCCUUCACAUAUGCUUCCUUGAGAGUCCACAGCUUAAUAAACUCCUCUCGCUGAGCCUCGGUGUCUGCUAUAGCUGACAAAAAGUUGACUUCUUCAGAUGAGUAAAAUCUCUUUGCAAGUGCCAACACAUCGUGUUUCAUCUUCCUUGUCUUGUCUUCAACAUCAACACCAACCGGAACACUUACUGUCACUCCACAAGCUAUCAAUGAAUCCGUGUGGGAGAUGUUGAAUUGCAACUUCGGGUGAUUAGUAGUAGUAUCGUUCUCCAAAUCCACCUCAGGCUUCCCGUACGGAUUCUUCUUAAACUUCAAGGAGCUUGGAUCCACCACCACAGAGGGUUUGUUGUUUGCUUGAUACCUUGCAAUGGUGGUUCGAACCAAGGUACGAGCAAGCAAGACGUUCUUCUUGUUUGGCUCAUCACUGCGCAUACGAAGGAGUUUCUCGUUCUCGGAUGGUGAGAGGAGCUCAGAGUAGCGUUGUAGUAGAGAUUGGCUCUUCACUUCGUUAGGUAAUAUAUACCAAAGAUGAGUUUCCAUCCGAGAUGGAAGUUGCAGAGGAAUCAGUGAAGACAACAUCACACCGAUUCUCAUCACUUUUUUAUUUUAUUUUUACAAGAAUCUCUAAACCCAAGACGAAUCAAACAAAAUCGAAAUUCGCACUCAGUCUCAUGUAGAACAGAGAGAAAAAAGCCACUUGCGCGAAACUCACAGAAAUCACAAAUGAAAUCCCGGGUUAAUUACGGCGGAGUCACCACCUUCGCCGUCGCAUCGCCGCCAUUAGUGGGAAGACACUUUCUUCAUCACGAUUUACUUUUUAAA
Molecule: messenger RNA, 2712 nt
Organism: Thlaspi arvense
Lineage: Eukaryota; Viridiplantae; Streptophyta; Magnoliopsida; Brassicales; Brassicaceae
Source: the annotation of a GenBank genome assembly